Messenger RNA from Budorcas taxicolor (takin), 3500 nucleotides. It is a transcript of the gene MED24, whose product is annotated as mediator complex subunit 24. Bases 101 to 3070 code for a protein of 989 amino acids. Gene Ontology annotation, cellular component: mediator complex. NCBI's taxonomy places the organism in Eukaryota, Metazoa, Chordata, Mammalia, Artiodactyla, Bovidae. The transcript has 26 exons. Gene Ontology annotation, molecular function: transcription coregulator activity. The record is from RefSeq and is a predicted model, not a curated record.
GCCAAAAUGGCGACACCUAGGAUCUAGAACUAGAUUGUCCGCUUGAUUUCUCCAACCUCAAGGCUGACUGCUACCGGCCCGGUCUCCUCAGAGUGAAAUCAUGAAGGUGGUGAACCUGAAGCAAGCCAUUUUGCAAGCUUGGAAGGAGCGAUGGAGUGACUACCAGUGGGCAGUCAACAUGAAGAAAUUCUUUCCCAAAGGAGCCACCUGGGACAUUCUCAACCUAGCAGAAGCACUACUGGAGCAGGCCAUGAUUGGACCUUCCCCCAAUCCUCUCAUCCUGUCUUACCUGAAGUAUGCCAUUAGUUCCCAGAUGGUGUCCUACUCCUCCGUACUCACAGCUAUCAGCAAGUUCGAUGACUUUUCCCGGGACCUGUGUGUCCAGGCUUUGCUGGAUAUCAUGGACAUGUUUUGUGACCGACUGAGCUGUCACGGCAAAGCGGAGGAGUGCAUCGGGCUGUGCCGGGCCCUGCUCAGCGCCCUCCACUGGCUGCUGCGCUGUACUGCAGCCUCUGCAGAGCGGCUCCGGGAGGGGCUAGAGGCCGGCACCCCAGCGGCCGGAGAGAAGCAGCUUGCUAUGUGCCUGCAACGCCUGGAGAAGACUCUCAGUAGCACCAAGAACCGGGCCCUGCUCCAUAUCGCCAAACUGGAGGAGGCCUCCUCCUGGACAGCCAUCGAGCAUUGUCUCUUGAAGCUUGGAGAGAUCCUGGCCAAUCUCAGCAACCCCCAGCUCCGGAGCCAGGCUGAGCAGUGUGGCACGCUCAUUAGGAGCAUCCCCACCAUGCUGUCGGUGCACUCUGAGCAGCUGCACAAGACUGGCUUCCCCACAGUCCACGCAGUGGUCCUGCUCGAGGGCACCAUGAACUUGACCGGCGAGACGCAGCCCCUGGUGGAGCAGCUGAUGAUGGUGAAGCGCAUGCAGCAUAUCCCCACCCCGCUCUUUGUUCUGGAGAUCUGGAAAGCCUGCUUCGUGGGGCUCAUUGAGUCUCCUGAGGGCACAGGGGAGCUGAAGUGGACAGCUUUCACCUUCCUCAAGAUUCCACAGGUUUUGGUGAAGUUGAAGAAAUACUCCCAUGGGGACAAGGACUUUACUGAGGAUGUCAAUACAGCUUUCGAGUUCCUGCUGAAGCUCACACCAUUGCUGGACAAAGCCGACCAGCGCUGCAACUGUGACUGUACAAAUUUCCUACUGCAAGAAUGUAGCAAGCAGGGGCUUCUGUCUGAGGCCAGUAUGAACAACCUCAUGGCCAAGCGCAAAGCAGAUCGGGAGCACGCCCCUCAGCUGAAGUCAGAUGAAAAUGCCAACAUCCAGCCCAACCCUGGGCUGAUCCUCCGUGCGGAGCCCACAGUCACCAACAUCCUGAAAACGAUGGAUGCAGACCAUUCCAAGUCCCCGGAGGGGCUGCUGGGCGUCCUGGGCCACAUGCUGUCCGGGAAGAGCCUGGACUUGCUGCUGGCUGCUGCCGCUGCCACUGGGAAGCUGAAGUCUUUCGCCCGGAAAUUCAUCAAUUUGAACGAAUUCACGACACACCGCAGCGAAGAGAGCACUAAGGCGGCCUCGGUUCGAGCCUUGCUCUUUGACAUCUCCUUCCUCAUGCUGUGCCACGUGGCCCAGACCUAUGGCUCAGAGGUGAUCCUGUCUGAGUCGAACACAGGAGGGGAGGUGUUCUUCUUUGAGACCUGGAUGCAGACAUGCAUGCCCGAGGAGGGCAAAAUCCUGAACCCCGAUCACCCUUGCUUCCGGCCCGACUCCACCAAAGUGGAGUCCCUGGUGGCUCUGCUCAACAACUCCUCGGAGAUAAAGCUCGUGCAGAUGAAGUGGCACGAAGCCUGUCUCAACAUUUCAGCGGCCAUCCUGGAAAUCCUCAAUGCCUGGGAGAAUGGGGUGCUAGCCUUCGAGUCCAUCCAGAAAAUCACGGACAAUAUCAAGGGGAAGGUAUGCAGCCUGGCAGUGUGCGCUGUGGCUUGGCUCGUGGCGCACGUGCGGAUGCUGGGACUGGACGAGCGUGAGAAGUCGCUGCAGAUGAUCCGCCAGCUGGCAGGGCCGCUGUACAGCGAGAACACCCUGCAGUUCUACAAUGAGAGGGUGGUGAUCAUGAGCUCCAUCCUGGAGCACAUGUGUGCGGACGUGCUGCAGCAAACCGCCACGCAGAUUAAGUUUCCCUCCACGGGCAUGGACACCAUGCCCUACUGGAACCUGCUGCCCCCCAAGCGGCCCAUCAAGGAGGUGCUGACGGACAUAUUUGCUAAGGUGCUGGAGAAGGGAUGGGUGGACAGCCGCUCCAUCCACAUCUUUGACACCCUGCUGCACAUGGGUGGUGUCUACUGGUUCUGCAACAACCUAAUUAAGGAGCUGUUGAAGGAGACACGGAAGGAGUACACACUGCGGGCGGUGGAGCUGCUGUACUCCAUCUUCUGUCUGGACAUGCAGCAGGUGACCCUAGUCCUGCUGGGCCACAUCCUGCCAGGCCUGCUCACUGACUCCUCCAAGUGGCACAGCCUCAUGGACCCCCCUGGCACCGCUCUCGCCAAGCUGGCCGUCUGGUGUGCCCUGAGUUCCUACUCCUCCCACAAGGGACAGGCAUCCUCCCGCCAAAAGAAGAGACAUCGGGAAGACAUUGAGGAUUACAUCAGCCUCUUCCCCUUGGACGACAUGCAGCCCUCGAAGCUGAUGCGCCUGCUGAGCUCCAAUGAGGAAGAUGCAAAUAUCCUUUCGAGUCCCACUGACCGGUCCAUGAGCAGCUCCCUGUCGGCCUCCCAGCUCCACACAGUCAACAUGAGAGAUCCACUGAACCGAGUCCUGGCCAACCUGUUCCUGCUCAUUUCCUCCAUCCUGGGCUCUCGGACCGCCGGCCCCCACACGCAGUUCGUGCAGUGGUUUAUGGAAGAGUGCGUGGACUGCCUGGAGCAGGGUGGCCGAGGCAGCAUCCUGCAGUUCAUGCCCUUCACCACCGUAUCAGAACUGGUGAAGGUGUCGGCCAUGUCCAGCCCCAAGGUGGUUCUGGCCAUCACGGACCUCAGCCUGCCCCUGGGCCGCCAGGUGGCCGCCAAAGCCAUCGCCGCCCUCUGAGGGGCUUGGCGUGGCCACGGGGGCUGGCGGGAGCAUUCCAGCCCUGUGCGCCUCAGAAGGGAACAUGCAGAACGAUGAGCCAUCAUUGCUCACGUCCACAUGACGUAACCUCCCCUGGUCGGUUUCCAGAUCUUUCCCCCUGCUCCUGACUUCUGACCUCCAACACGGCUCCCAGUUUCUUUCAUAAUUUCCUCUCCCCACUGUCAGUACCUCAUGUGCGUGAGCAGCCUGCUUCCUUAACUCAGAGCAGGCUCUUCAACACCCCCGCCUCACCCCCACCCGCCUGCUUGUCCCCCUUCCAAGAGUGGAUUUACCUCCAAGGAACUUUAUGGGUGCGGGGGGUGUGUGUGUGUGUGUGUAUAUAUAUAUAUGUAUAUAUAUAUUUUUACAUGAGAUGUGUUUGCCUCCUCUCAGUUGUAAAUAAAGACCU